GUCUAUGGGAAAGGAGAAAGCUGCUUCCACUCUCCAUUUUCACGUUCUUCUUUACUCGCUCUCCACCCUCUUCUCCCACCCAGUUAGGGUUUUAUAGAAUCUCGCUUUUGAACUCACAUUUUCUUCCCCUGCCGUUUGUGUUUCAGAUUGAGGGAAAAUGCAGGGAAUAACGUCGUGUUCCAAGUUUGGACGGUCUUUGCAGAGUAUAAUACGAGGGUUUUCUACAUCGACAACGAAGAGUGGCAGUGAUGAGAAGCUCGUAGCUUCAGUUCUGUUUGAGAGGCUUCCCGUUGUCAUUCCAAAAAUCGAUCCUGUUGUCUAUGCUUUUCAAGAGUUCUCGUUCCGAUGGAGACAACAAUAUCGACGGGAAUACCCUGAGGCUUUCUUGAAAAAAGCUGAUGCCAGGGGAAAAGGAGAUUAUCAAAUUGACUUUACGCCAGCUCCACGGAUCACUGAAGCAGACAAGAGCAAUGAUAAAAGGUCAUUGCAGAGAGCACUUGACCGCAGACUAUAUCUUCUCCUUUUUGGUGCUGCAUAUGGUUCUAAAGAACCUGUCUGGCACUUUCCUGAGAAGGUUUAUGAGUCGGAACAGACAUUGCGAAAGUGUGCAGAGUCUGCCUUAAAAUCUGUGAUUGGAGACCUUUCCCAUACGUAUUUUGUUGGAAAUGCCCCAAUGGGCCAUAUGAUUGUGCGACCUUCCAAUAAUGACCAGGUCAAUCCAUCUCUUAAGCGGUUCUUUUUUAAAUCUCAAGUUAUUGCGACAAACAAGUUUAACAUCGGAAGGUGUGAAGAUUAUGUGUGGGUGACAAAGGAUGAACUUUUGGAGUAUUUUCCUGAGCAAGCUGAAUACCUGGGCAAGAUGAUCAUCAGCUGACUUUUUGUGCCUUCCCAUUGUUUUUGGCUUUUUGAUAAUCUUCAGCUAUUAGCUCAAUGUAUUUGCCCAUAUUUGGAGCUCUCCACAGUAUUACUAGGAAAUUUUUUGAAGCUGACUAGGUUUUUUGUUGGUCUGAUGAGGUGCCCCAGUUUCAAGGUUCUGUGGUUGUUUGAUUGAAUGCAAUAAUUGUCUUGAGCACCUGCUGGUUACGAUGCUCCUUCCGCACCACUUAUCACAGAGAGAUGCUUUCAUUGCCCAUUUUUCAGAGUACAGUUAUUUGCCAAAUUGUUUGUGUGAA
Sesamum indicum (sesame) is the source of this 1172-nucleotide messenger RNA. RefSeq names its product decoy (gene DECOY). Gene Ontology annotation, molecular function: structural constituent of ribosome. Gene Ontology annotation, cellular component: mitochondrial large ribosomal subunit. NCBI's taxonomy places the organism in Eukaryota, Viridiplantae, Streptophyta, Magnoliopsida, Lamiales, Pedaliaceae. The record is from RefSeq and is a predicted model, not a curated record.